CUCGAUCCGUUUGCAACCUGGCUUUGGCGAUUUUGCGGUUUUACCCGUUUGGGUUCGUCUCUUCUGAAUCAACGGGCACGGAACUCGUUUUGGCGGAUUCUGGUGUACGAAGUACAAAAUACCUCUUUUGUGUGCCAAACCCUCACGUAUUACUCUCCGAUUGCCGUCGUCGUUUCUCGCCAUUUCGUUCAAAUUAGUAGCAGAAAAACACUGGCUUUUCACGACGGAUUGGUCACAUAAAAGUUACAGUAGAUGCUUAUCCCAGGAACAAGCUUCAAGUUCUGAACUCUAAGUUGCAGACAGACCAUGGCUACUACGAGAGAUAUACAAGAAAUAGUGUCUAAGCUUUCAUCAGAUAAAGCCAAAGUUCGAGAAGAAAGCAUAAAACUGUUAAAUAGCUGGUUGGAAGGAGAACGGUCGUUUGGAUUCUGCAAACUUCUCGUCCAGAAUACUCUGAAACUUAAACCAAACGAGAUUCCGCACUCGGAAACAUGGCCAUUUAUCAUAAAAUUGCUUAUCCAAUGUGUAACCUUGGAAAUAUCCACAAGCAAAAAGCGCCCCCCCAAGUUGCUUUUCGCAAAAACUCUUCGAAUUGGUAUCCAACGAGCAGAAGGUGCUAAAUACUCUGGCAAGAUGCUACUUCUGUUGUCUGUUGUCAAGCAACUUUUCAAUCACAUAUGGGAUGUCUUAAGGGAUGUCCCUAGCUUUCAGUCCGAAUAUGGGAUUAUUCUGCGGCAUCUUUUAGCAGUAAGAGAAUAUCGUUUUCACAUGAGGAAGCGGGUUUACUGCAAUCUAGUGCUUCUGUAUGUGGGCAAGGUGGAAACAAGCUUGAAUAGUGUUCAGUCUUAUCCAAAAGAGGAAGUAUUCCGCUACAUCCUGACACUCCAUUCCCUUUUGGAAAACCCUCCUGGAGAUUUCACUGAUGAUCUCAGGGAAGACAUUGUUAAAGGGUUCGUUGGAAUUUUCUCACAUGUAAGAGAUGAGGGGAAGAUUUCACGGAAACUUAUUGAGUGCAUUAAUACAUAUUUGUCAAAGGAUGGUCCAAAUCUAGGGCACCACUCCAUGAGGAUCCACCUUGCUGUAGAGGAGUUUUUGUUUCGUUUUUGGAUCACAACUCAUGAUCGGAGUUUGAAGGAUGCAUUUAUUAUGUAUGCUAGAUUACAGAUAAAGCUAAUAAGGAGUGCUGCUGAUGGGAGGCAUUUGAUUGAACAACUUUUAGAUGUUGUCUGUAAGGAACUUGACCAGAACAACAUUGCCAACAUUUCUUUGCCCCGGAGUGAUGCAGCUAGAGUUGAUAAGCUUGGAGCGUUGACAUCCUCACAAUGCGGUUUGAUGGAGCUUGCAGCAUCUGUUUUUUUCUGGGCAUGCUUUAAAGUGACUAAAGCAUCAUCUUCAGAAAAACGUUCUAGGAGGGAGAAUGCUGCUACCUGUAUAAAGGAGGGGCUCAUGAAAGGGAAAUGGCUAUGGAAUAGUGCCUUUUGUUUUCUCAUUCGGAAUUAUCAUUCUCGUAUUUCUAAGGAUCUUGUUAUCUACUGGUUUGAGGGCAUCUGUGAAAGCUUUCAUAGGAUAUUGAAUGAUGGAAAUAAGGAUCAUUCAUAUAAUGGUUUGCUCUGGGUAUUGAGGAGCCUGCAGGAACUGUCUUCUGUGUUGCUUCCUGUUUCAAGGGUGGAGCUUUGGCAAUGCUCAUUUCGUAUUUAUACUGAGCUUGGUAGCAGUUGGCAUAAAAUAUGGAGCUGUUUAAUGCAUGGACUGCCUAUAUUCAGUAAUGUGACUUCAGUUGUUGAUGCUGCCUUGAUACUUCUUGGGAAUAUUAUUUUGAAUGCAAAUGACCUGAUAAGUACGUUUCAUGUACCUCAAGAUGUGUGGGACCUCCGGUUAUUUAAGCAUGUGCCAUCAGUGUCUGCUCUAUACUUCAUUGCAUGCUAUUUUUCAAGAAAAGGUUCUCAGGGUGACAUUCGGGAUGCUUUACAUCUUAGACGAAAUCUACUAAGAGCAGUUUUGAGUAUAUUAAACGGGAAGGAAUCUUAUGAUUUGAAUGAGUGUCUGGUCAAGCUGUUACCUGCAGCUGCCUUUGCUCUUUGUGUGGGUUGUGCUCCCAUUCUUUGUACCAAUGAUGGUUCAUGCUCUUAUUUGGAUGUAUCUGAAGCUGCAGAGGAAUGGUUAAAGAUAGAGGAGCAUGAGCAAGAACCUAUGAAGCAGUUUGAAUGUUCUGUGGAAUUCUUAGCUGAAAUUAACCUGGGUACUUGUGCUCAGGUUUCUGAAUCCCAAUUCCAUCAUGGUGUACGCCUUCCAAGACAGAUAAAGGAACCACUUGUCCAUGAAUUGGAUGACUGCUUCCUUGUUGAUAUAAUGGAUAAGAGGAUGGAAAAGAUGCUUCUAUCAGAUCUCUUCUUUUUUUGCACCCUCUUAUCUAAUUGCAUUUACUGUUCAAUUAUCACGAGGUUGGGAGAGGAAAAAUCAUCCUUGCUCCACAAAAUGGCUGAUUAUUUGCUGUCAUUGCUUGAUUGUGCUAUUUCUGUUAUCCAGGAAAAGUACAAUGAUAUUCAGUUUCAUGGUUUCUUAGGCUCUGGCCCUAAUCUUGAUGGGACUGGCUGUAUUCUGGCUUCACUUCGAAGCUUUAUUUCCUCUCCUCUUUUCAGCAUUUGGAAAGAUCAAAAUUUUCUUGAUGAUGUGCUGCUCAAAUCUAUUACACUAGCCAUUGAGAGGCUUUUAAGGGCUUUGGCUAAACAAUUUGAGGAAUAUUCUGCGUUUGCAAGAAAAUUUCAGUCCGAGGUGCUCUUGCCAGAAUCUUCAUCUUCUAUCAAUUGCCAAGUGUCAUUGGAUGACAGCAAAACUAGGAUUGUUGAUAUGGAGCUGGAUGUGAAUGAAGAUCCCAAAGAUAAGGAUAUUUUAGCUGUUAGCCCGAACGAUUCUUCUGGCAUAUCUUCUUUUUCUUUUUCUUUUUCUAUGAAGUGGAAGUUGGGCAUGGUUUCAGGAAUUUCAAAUUUUUUCUCUAUUUUACCUGUUGUUACAUGGACAGUCAUGUUUGGUCUAAUGGAAAAUGAAAGUGAUCCAAAGAUCUGUGAAAUUAUUCUUCUGAGUCUCUGUGAACAUUUUUCGUCAUCCUCUUUUGCAUAUCUGUCAGACUUGGUUGCUUCAAUGAAUAAUAUGAUUGAGAUGAGAGUGGCACUUAAACUCAGUUGUUUUAACAUUUUAUCUGCUGCUCAAUGUUUGCUGGGAAGGUUAGUUUCUUUGGGCUCUGGUGGAGAGGAUAAACGUGUCUAUCAAUCUGUUCCAGGAAAGGCAUCUGAACAGAGCUUGAUAUUUCUCGGCGAUUUGGUAGAAAAAGUUGCUAACUUUGAUCAUCUUGAUUGGUUUGGACGUGUUAAGUUGAUAGACUGCAUAUGCAAUUUUAUCAUACUUCAUCCUGAUGCUGGCCAGGCAAUGAUUGAGAGGCUUCUUACAAUGCUUCAAGAUAAUGAUUAUCGGGUUAGGAUUUUCUUAGCUAGACAGAUUUAUGUUCUUUUCCAGAUGUGGGAUGGCCAUGAUGAGCUCUUCCAUGAUAUUUGUUCAAAUUUUGGUGUGAGAUUGGUAUUGUUCUCAAAAGAAAAACUUGUCACAGCUCAAGAAGUCUUAGCUGCUGGUGCACAGCCUCCUUUAAGAGUGGAAACUGUUGUCAUUACUCUAGCGCAUCUUGCAUUUUACAGUGAGAAGAUAGAGUUGGAGGCUGUUUUCAUGAUGUGUGUAAUUGCUGCCAUGGAUCCUUGUCAGAGGGAAUUGGUUUAUACAGUUCUUGAUAAUCUGUCUAGAAAGCUGCAUUACACAGCUAGAUCAAAGUACCUGGAGGAAAUUAUGGGAUCGAUUCUUUUUUAUUGGGUUGCUUGCAACGUUAGUUUAAUUGGACUGGUUGAGGUACGAGAUCUUUUUGUUUCUAUCGAGGAACCUAAUUUCUUCAUGCAAUAUUGUUGCCCUUGGGUUCUUCCAGCUCUACUUCUUAGUGGGGACAACACAAAUCUGAAGCUUGUUUCUUCGAUUGCUCAUCAACCAUUGGCAGCUCUUGCAAACGACCAUUUUGUGCCAAUUUUUGCAGUAUGUAUGGCAAUGCACGGUAGUAGAAAGUCCGGGAAUGAAAUGGGAUUAGUGGUGCUUCAAAGUUCAAUUUUGCAUAUUGCUGAGAUUUCUGAGCAAGAAAGAGACAACCUUAUUAAAAAACAUAUGGUUUCAAUUGUCAGCUUGCUCUUCUCACUUGCCUCUUCAGCUUCAGAUCCUGCAGUCCCAUUCUUUUCCAAGGAAACAAUUGUAUUUGCUAUUCAGGCAGUAGUUGAUGGAUUUUUGGAGAUGGACUAUUGUCCAAGAAAUGUUUGUGUUGUUGACAAAAUCAAUGUCUUUCGUCCUGAUAGAGUUUUUGUGUUUAUUGUAGAAAUGCAUUACAAAAUUGAGGCUGCAGUUCAUCAUAGACAUCGGUGUGAUCGCCUGUCUGGAGUUGAUGUGCUUGUCCAUGUUAUUGGACAUAGAGCUGCAGUUCCAAGCACUUCCCUGUAUCUUUUCAAUCUAAUUGGGAAAUAUAUUGGGUUUCAAGCUUUACAAAAUCAAUGUUGCCUUAUUUUAUCAACAUUACUUAAAGCAUUUAAAUGUAACCCCAACCAUGAUGUCAUUGGUGUACUAGGUGAACAACUCCAGUUUUUAGUAUCAAAGUUGGUUUCCUGUUGUAUUCCUGUUCAAAAUACUGAACCAAUUGGCAGUCAAUCUUCUCAAGUUGUAUCUUUACUUCACCAGCUAAUUCUGGAAUCUGAUCCAUCUCUACAUGAUUACAUCAGAGAAUUGGAACCCUUCCCUCAAAUUGAUUGCUUUGACCGGAUAUGGAAGUUUCAUCAGGAUCUCUGCAAAGCCUACUCUCCUAAGGAUCACUUUUUGAAGUUUGUAAGGAGAGCUUCUUACCUUUCGCCAAGAUUGCUUUUGUGGAGUCUUCAAACAUUACACAGAAGAUUAGUCUUGGGGGAGGUUAUUCAGGCUGAAAAUGAUGCUGCAGAAAUUCACAAGCAGAUUAAUUAUUGGCAUACUGAACCUGAAGUUAUAUCUGCUGUCUGGAGGCUAGUCUCCCUAUGUGGUCCAAUUGACGGAAAAGAUGUUAGAGCAUUGGUGUCUGACUUCAUUUCUAGGGUUGGUCUUGGGGAUCCACAUUUUGUUGUUUUUCGCUUGCCAGGAGAUUCUAGCCAAGUUCCUCUGUUCCAGGCAAUUAAUGACGGCAGUUCUGUGAAUGUUGGCUUUUAUACCAACAGUUGCAUUUCAGAUGAAAUUCUUCUUAGCCUUAUAAGGAUGUUAAUGAAAUAUCUAUCAGAUGAUUCAGUUAAGAUAAUUGAUGAGACAUCACGAACUCUUCAGGGAAUACUUUCAACUGAAAGGGGUCAGAGAAUUUUACUAUCUUUUGAUUCUUAUGAUAGGUCUCUUAUUGCGGUUCACUCAAAGAGUGUUAACAUGGAAUUGGUUGAAAAGCUUCUAUUAAGCUCAGAAAGAAAAUAUACUGCUGAAGCAAUUUCAUUGGAAGACUCUUCAAUUUGGAAUACACAUGGAAAAACCUAUGAGAUGUGGAUUUGCCCCCUCGUUUACUCACUUAUUGGUUAUAGCAAUGACAUGAUUUUAAGRCUUUGUCAAGAUAUAGUGCUUUUAAAGGCUGAAGUUGCUGAGCUUCUAUUUCCGAACAUCUUUGCCAAUCUAGCAGGCCGGAAGGAUUUAAACAUUGAUCUUUGCAAAUUAAUCUCUCCAAAGGUUCAAGAGAAUAUCUUUACAGAUUUGAAUGAUAUGACCAAAUCAAUACAGAUUAUGUUAAAUGUGCUAAAUGAGCUUCGUCUAUGCCAUGUAAUGGAAAGAGAAGCCUUGUCUCCAACACCGCUAAACCGAGAAAGUUCAAAGCAUAGUAGACCAUCCAGUUACGGCUCAAGAUCUCGUGCCACGGCUGAAAAAGCUAAGGAUCAAUCUAUUGCAACAAGUGCAAUGGGAAUAUCAACAUUAUUGUGGGAGAAGGUGUAUUGGCUUUCCAUUGAUUAUCUUGUGGUUGCUGAGUCCGCAAUUCGUUGUGGUUCAUACUUCACUUCUGUAUUGUAUGUUGAGCAUUGGUGUGAAGAGCAUUUCAACAGCCUCAUACUGGGAAACCCCGAUUUCUCCCAUCUAGAAAUGCUACCAGCUCAUAUUGAAAUACUAAUUUCAGCAGUAACACAAAUAAAUGAGCCUGACAGUUUAUAUGGGAUCAUCCAGUCACAUAAGUUGACAUCUCAAAUUGUGACCUACGAACAUGAAGGAAACUGGAGCAAAGCUCUUGAAUACUAUGACUUACAAAUAAGAUCAUCACCAGGGAUGCAAAUGACUGGUGUUUCAAACAAUUUUUCACUGAAACAUUCUCAAGCUACCCAUCUGCUACCUUUUACCAAUACCAUAGACGAGGUGAGGCAGAGGAAACCUUACAAAGGCUUGAUGAGAUCUUUGCAGCUAAUUGGAUGCACUCAUGUGCUAGACCUGUAUUGCCAAGGACUGACAUCCCAGAAAGGACAGUUUCAGCGUGAUUCAGAAUUUACAGAGUUACAGUAUGAAGCUGCCUGGCGGUCUGGGAACUGGGACUUCUCUUUACUUGACACUGAAGCUAAUUCUCCACCUUCCAAGAAACAUAACAAAAAUAGUCAUUUUAAUGAAAAUUUGCACAGUUGCUUGCGGGCAUUGCAAGAAGGAGAUUAUGAAGAAUUUCAUCUGAAGCUAACUGAAUCAAAGCAGGAUCUCAUUUUAUCGAUCUACCAUGCAAGCAAAGAGAGUACUGAAUUCAUUCACUCAUCAAUAGUUAGACUACAGAUUUUAGACCAUCUUGGCAUGGCUUGGGAUCUGCGUUGGGACGCAUCUCCAGAUGAAAACAUAAAGUCCUAUCAGGGGAAGAAAAGGAUUUCCUUGGAACCAAUCAUCCCUACUGUUGCCCAGUUGGAAUGGUUGAAUACAAAUUGGAGGUGCAUUUUGAAACAAACCCAGCUACAUAUGAAUUUGUUGGAACCAUUUAUUGCAUUCAGGCGAGUACUGCUUCAAAUUUUAGGUUGUAAAGAUUGUGCCCUAGAACACCUUUUGCAAUCUGCAUCAGUUCUUCGUAAGGGAAGUAGGUUUUCCCAAGCUGAUGCAGCUUUGUAUGAGUUUAUGUUUAUCAGUGGUGGAACAGAAAAACUGCAGACAGCUUCGUACAUAUGUGGCCUUGGAAGGCUUGAAGAAGCUAAGAUUUUGCAUGCCCAAGGUCAACAUGAGAUGGCUAUCAAUCUUGCAAAGUAUAUCUUGCAUAACUAUCAAUUGGAUGGGGAGGCUUCAAAUGUCUAUCGCUUGGUUGGGAAGUGGUUAGCAGAAAAUUGCUCUAGCAACUCAAGAACUAUUUUGGAGCAAUACCUGAAUCGUGCAGUGGAACUCGCAGAGCGUAACAAAAGCACUGACAAGAAGUUUGUAGCAAGACUGUGCCAAACACAUUUCCAUCUUGCACACUACACCGAUGCUUUAUUUAGGAGUUAUGAAGAAAGGCUCAACUCCAAUGAAUGGCAAGCAGCAAUGCGUCUGAGGAAACACAAGACAAAAGAGUUGGAUGCACUCAUUAGACGACUGAAAAGUUCAACAAAGGGAGAGAAGACCGACUAUUCAGUAAAAAUACAGGAAUUACAAAAGCAACUUAGCAUGGACAAGGAAGAGGCUGAAAGAUUGCAGGAUGACAGGGACAAUUUCCUCAGCUUAGCAUUGGAGGGAUAUAAGCGUUGUUUGGUCACAGGAGACAAGUAUGAUGUUCGAGUGGUGUUUCGAUUGAUUUCCUUGUGGUUUGGUCUCUCCUCGAGACAAAAUGUUAUAAACAGCAUGCUUAGUGCAGUAAAAGAGGUUCAGUCAUACAAGUUCAUACCACUGGUGUAUCAAAUUGCUUCAAGAAUGGGUGGCUCAAAGGAUGGACAAGGACCACAUAGUUUCCAGUUUGCCUUGGUCUCUCUUGUGAAGAAAAUGGCAAUUGACCACCCUUACCAUACAAUAUUUCAGCUUCUGGCUUUAGCAAAUGGAGACCGUGUCAAGGACAAACAACGUAGCAGAAACUCAUUUGUAGUUGAUAUGGAUAAGAAACUGGCAGCAGAAAAUCUUAUGAAUGAAUUAUCUUCACAUCAUGGAACUAUAGUAAAACAGAUGAAACAAAUGGUGGAGGUUUACAUCAAACUUGCGGAGCUAGAAACAAAAAGAGAGGAUACAAACAAAAAGAUACAGCUACCAAGAGACAUUCGUAGUCUUCGCCAGCUUGAUCUUGUACCUGUUGUGACAGCUACUGUUCCAGUGGACCGUAGUUGUCAGUAUCAAAAAGGAUCUUUCCCACAUUUCAUGGGUUUAGCAGAUUCAAUCAUGGUAAUGAAUGGUAUAAAUGCUCCAAAAGUGCUUGAGUGCAUAGGUUCAGAUGGUCGGAAAUAUCGUCAACUUGCAAAAUCUGGAAAUGAUGACCUAAGACAGGAUGCUGUGAUGGAACAAUUCUUUGGUUUGGUAAACACUUUUUUGCAGAAUCAUCGUGAUACAUGGAGAAGAAAACUAGGGAUACGAACAUAUAAGGUUGUUCCCUUUACGCCAAGUGCUGGUGUACUUGAAUGGGUUGAUGGCACAAUUCCACUUGGUGAAUAUCUUUUAGGAAGCUUGAGAAAUGGAGGAGCCCAUGGACGUUAUGGAGUAGGAGACUGGUCAUUUAUGCGCUGCCGAGAAUACAUGGCAAAUGCAAAAGAUAAGCAUGAGGCCUUUCGGAAAGUUUGUGAAAACUUCAGACCUGUCAUGCAUUACUUUUUCUUGGAGCGAUUCUUACAACCUGCUGAUUGGUUUGAGAAAAGGCUCACUUACACACGUAGUGUGGCAGCUAGUUCAAUGGUAGGCUAUAUUGUUGGUCUGGGAGAUCGUCAUUCCAUGAAUAUCCUCAUUGAUCAAGCCACUGCAGAAGUAGUUCACAUCGAUCUUGGUGUUGCCUUUGAGCAGGGCCUGAUGCUGAAAACACCUGAACGGGUUCCUUUUAGGCUCACAAGAGAUAUUAUAGAUGGCAUGGGAAUCACUGGAGUGGAGGGUGUUUUCAGAAGAUGCUGUGAGGAAACUCUAUCCGUUAUGAGGACAAAUAAGGAAGCACUUCUGACCAUUGUCGAAGUUUUCAUCCAUGACCCUCUCUACAAAUGGGCUCUAUCCCCUCUGAAGGCUUUGCAGCGUCAAAAGGAAACAGAUGAUGAUAUCGAAUCAAGUUUGGAAGAUUCACAAGAUGUAUAUGAGGGGAACAAGGAUGCAGCACGUGCAUUGUUGCGUGUCAAACAAAAGCUAGAUGGAUACGAAGAAGGUGAAAUGAGAAGCGUGCAUGGCCAGGUCCAACAACUUAUACAAGAUGCAAUUGAUCCGGAGCGUUUGUGUCAAAUGUUCCCUGGAUGGGGAGCUUGGUUGUGAAAAGAAAUGUUUACUCGUUCUUAGCAGCUGUGGCACCUGAACACACUGUACAGGCGUAUUUUUCUCUUUUGAGGUUUUCAUUUUUCCUUUUCUUUUGUUUCAUGAGUUGAGAUUGUGUAUUGGGUGUCAUUUAUGUAUUCAAUUGUAAAUUCUUGCACAGUUGUACCAUUUUUAUGUGUCUAGCAUCUAUAUGAUACGAAGUAAUGUCUUUUUUUUGGUAGAAAGAUACUAAAUAAUGUCAAUGCCCUAUUUCUGUAAUCAUGUUUGAGGAAAAAUAAAAUUGAGAGAGAGAGAGAGGGCUGUUCAAGUUUUCAUGCCAAAUUUAUCU
Molecule: messenger RNA, 9754 nt
Organism: Nelumbo nucifera (sacred lotus)
Lineage: Eukaryota; Viridiplantae; Streptophyta; Magnoliopsida; Proteales; Nelumbonaceae
Source: RefSeq, a predicted model, not a curated record